ACCACGCACGCAGCACCGCACGGUUUAAAGCCAGCGGAUUUGGAUUAAAUAGCUUGUGAGAGAGCCGAUGAGCCUCGAGCGCGGGAGGGUGGGAGCUGAGGGCUGAUUUUUAUCUUUUACCGGAUCGAGAAGGGGAGGAGGCAGGGGAGAAUGAGUUAUUCUUGUAGCAGCACAGAGCCUGUUUGCUACACGGUGUAGCCAGCGCGCGACUAAAGGCUGCGACGCAACUAAAGCAGCUCCUGCGGCGACGAAGCCGAGAGCGUCAGAAAGGCUCAGCUCCCGUCAGGUUGCGCACCCAUCCGACCCCUCUUCUGUUGGACAUGAAAGUGCAGCAAGGCUGCAACUCAUCAGACAUGGGGAUCCCGGUAACUACUGAAGAAGAACUGCGCAGAAAUACCGUAAUAACGCCCGAAGAUGUGCUGGGGCUGCAGAAGAUCACUAAGAAUUAUCUUUGUUCUCCAGAAGAAAAUGUCCACAUGAUUGACUUCACCAGGUUUAAGAUCCGCGACAUGGAAACAGGAGGUGUCCUCUUUGAGAUCACUAAACCUCCAACACCAGCAGGAGGCAGAAAGCAGUGUGACCCCAACGCCGGACGCUUUGUCCGAUACCAGUUCACCCCAGCAUUCCUGCAGUUGCGGCAGGUUGGAGCGACAGUGGAGUUCACAGUCGGUGACACACCCAUCAACAACUUCCGCAUGAUUGAGAGACACUACUUCCGCGAUCAGCUGCUCAAGAGCUUUGAUUUCGAGUUCGGCUUCUGCAUGCCCAGCAGCAAGAACACAUGCGAGCACAUCUACGAGUUCCCUGCUUUGUCUGAAGAUAUCAUGCGAGAGAUGAUCCUGCACCCUUAUGAGACGCAGUCUGACAGCUUCUACUUUGUCGACAACAAGCUGGUGAUGCAUAACAAGGCAGAUUAUUCCUACAGUGGGGGUCCAUAGAAGAAAACCACCCUUCACCUCUCCCUGUUCUAGACAUUUUCCAUAAUCCAUGUUCCUCUUCAGGACCAGAAAAACAAGAAAUAUGGACUGAUGGACACACUCUUUUCUCUCUAUUGUUAACUCAAUGAUUUUACAUUCAGGUUUUCAGCUGCCAGACCAAUAGAUUUUCUCCCUUUGCCUCUUUGCAGGAACAUUGAAUUCUAGCAGUUUUAGCAUCUGUGUGUGUGUGUGUGUGUGUGUGUGUGUGUGUGUGUGUGUGUGUGUGUGUAAUAGAGAGAGAGAGAGAGAGAGAGAGAGAGAGAGAGUGGGCAGCAAACACAUGCAGUGUCGGUACAUGCUGUUGAUUUCAGUCUGUGUACAAGUGUUCCUCUUGAUCAUCACGAAAACUUUCAUUUGCAUUUUGUAGGUUGUGAUAGAGAUACAUAGGAAGGGGAAAAAAAAUGGGACAAAGUGUUAUUUGUCUUCACUACACCAGACAGAAACACUUGGACACAAAGAAAGAAAAAUAAGUUCACCUAAAUGGUUUGAUUGUCAAAUAAACCCCUUAAAGAUUAGCAUUCAGCUAGUUUGUAUAGGAAUCUUACUCCUAAAGUUUCUUGAAAUUCAAGUAGCACACAUCUGAAUGACUUUAGUCUGCCAUCGUUCAUUUGAAUGACAAACAGAAAUGUGUACUUUGUCUAUGUGAGUGUGUCAUUUGUUGUAUGUUUUCAUAGUACUACGAAGAUUACUUCAGGAGUGUCUUUUUGAAUAAAUAGCCAUUUUAAAGUGUCAGACACCUACUUUAGCUGAAAGUCAGAUACCAGUUUUGUUAUCCGGUAAAUUCUCUCUAGUUCUAACACUGUGUAUACUUUAAUUAUGACAAAUGUUUUAAUUGCAAAAUUGAAAAGUAUGUAAAGUUUUGACAGCAGAAAUUCCAUCACUGCAAUAAAUAUGGGAUUUUUUUUCGAA
Molecule: messenger RNA, 1886 nt
Organism: Labrus bergylta (ballan wrasse)
Lineage: Eukaryota; Metazoa; Chordata; Actinopteri; Labriformes; Labridae
Gene: unc119a1
Product: unc-119 homolog a (C. elegans)
Biological process (GO): lipoprotein transport; mitotic cytokinesis; positive regulation of protein tyrosine kinase activity
Cellular component (GO): spindle midzone; intercellular bridge; centrosome
Molecular function (GO): lipid binding
Source: RefSeq, a predicted model, not a curated record